UGGAAUAGUACGAACGUUGUAUAGUAAGCUACACAUAUAAAAGCCUUUAUCUUGGUUCAUUUGUACGAAACGCUAUAUACAAACCAAUACGAGGUCAUACAAUUCAGAGAGAUCAAAGUGCACUUUUUUACCACCAACUACUUCAAGUAUUUCUCAAACGAGGACUUAUAAGCAAGGACGAAAAAACCUAAAAGAGAAGCAAUAUGUCAAGAAAAGUAUUGAUAGCAGUAGAUGCCAGCCAGACGGCAGAGCAAGCACUCGACUUUUAUUUUGCCAAUAUCCACAAAGAUGACAACCUUGUGAUCAUUGCACACAGUCCUGAACAGGCCUCCCUCCCGGCAUUCACAUUUAGAGAGGGGCUUGCCGUUCCCCAUGAUGAAUGGACAAAGAUCAUGCAGGACCAGAACAAGGCCCAACAAGACCUCGAGGCAAGCUAUACACAAAAGGUCAUCCAGAAGAAGGUGAACUACAAGGUUGUAUCCCAGCCCAACAAAGGCUCCCCAGGAGAGCACAUAAUCAAGAUAGCUGAGGACGAAGGAGCAACUAUGAUUGUUAUGGGUAGCAGAGGUCUUGGCAAAAUUCGCCGAACCAUUUUGGGAAGUGUCUCAGAUUACGUUGUACACCACACCAAGAUUCCAGUUGUAAUCGUCCCAACUAGAUCCUGAACUAUUAAAAACUAGGAAAUUCCAUAAAUUAUAACUAACUCAUUGUGUAUAGUAUAAACUCCAUCAGGGUCAUUAUUCCUAGAUACUAAUAAUUGGUUAUAUAACAGCAAACAUUGCCCCCCCCCCCCGCUUCCAGUCCAUUUCUAUGGACCAGAAGUGAAGUUAAAGCAUGGGGAACGUUUGGAACUACAAAAUAAUGUAUUUAUUAGUAUCUAGAAAUCCUGAGCCCAGUGGAUUGAGCCUUAUAUAUAAUUGAUAGUGAAUAAAUCUGAGAAACUGACAUUUGCUCUAAACAAUUAAUUAUAAAACAAAUAUUGAAUUAUGUUAUCAACAUUAUGUAGAAUAUGUUUGUGUAAAGGAAAGAAUUUCCGUAAUGAACUUAAAGGCAUGGUUGAUUAUCAUUGCUAUAUUCCUUGCUCGUAUGUUCUAUUAAUAUAUUUAAUAUAAUGCAAUUCUUUACCGUCUUUUACCAUCUUUU
This is a messenger RNA of Owenia fusiformis, 1143 nucleotides long. NCBI's taxonomy places the organism in Eukaryota, Metazoa, Annelida, Polychaeta, Sabellida, Oweniidae. The record is from the annotation of a GenBank genome assembly.